UAUCUUGGUCUGUUGUCUUUGCUCUUUACCACAGCAAGCCCUCCUCUUCAUUUUCAAUUUGCUGCAAAGAAAGAAACCCUUCUCUUCAUCAAGUAACACUCAUUCUUUUUUUUAUUUAGGCAAUAGUUCUAUUAGAUUUCUGUUUUAGCCACCUCUUCUUGACUAUGUUUCUUUGUUUUCAAUUUUUCAGCUCUAUGUAUCCCUACCAGCAGCAAUCAAGACAAUAGCCAGGAUAAUAGCCAGGGCAGCAGCAACCAUGAGAAUAGCAACCAGCGAGGCAGCCAGGAGAACAACAACCAGCACGGCAGCCACCUUAGCAAGGAGAAAUGAUAAGUACCGUGAGGCCAGAAGGGUUUGCCAAACAUGUGGUAGAAAAUAUGAGAACCAGGCAAACCUGAACAUUCACACCCAGGGACACCACUAAUUGGAGUAUAUGUUGUUUUGGUGGCCUUUUAACUUGUGUUGUUCUGGUGUGGAUGUUGCUUUAGGUAGCUUUUUAACUUCUCUUGCUCUUGCUUUUUAAUUUCUCUUGAUGUAGCUUGGGAUUUCUUGCAAUCUAAUUCUAACCUUUUUAUCUUUUCUUUUCUUCUUCUUUCUCCCUCUCUUUUUAAAAAAAUAUUAUCCUUUAU
Messenger RNA from Rubroshorea leprosula, 629 nucleotides. The record is from the annotation of a GenBank genome assembly. NCBI's taxonomy places the organism in Eukaryota, Viridiplantae, Streptophyta, Magnoliopsida, Malvales, Dipterocarpaceae.